Messenger RNA from Abrus precatorius (Indian licorice), 1198 nucleotides. RefSeq names its product probable calcium-binding protein CML29. The record is from RefSeq and is a predicted model, not a curated record. Bases 239 to 709 code for a protein of 156 amino acids. Gene Ontology annotation, molecular function: calcium ion binding; enzyme regulator activity. NCBI's taxonomy places the organism in Eukaryota, Viridiplantae, Streptophyta, Magnoliopsida, Fabales, Fabaceae. The transcript has a single exon.
UUGAUAAGAAUACACGUUUUCUAACUUUAUUCCUAAAGAAAGGGUGUUGAUAAGAAUGAAUAAAGUUUUCAAGCAUUAGAUCCUAUUCCAUGUAUCUUCAGCAUCACACAAAUGCAAACAUGACACCCUUCAUUCCUCUUUCCAGUUAUAUAUAGCAUCGACUUAGGGUACAAACCUAGCAAUAGACAAGUACAAAGUAGCACACCAGUUUCUAAGCUUCAAUAUACUUCAUCAUAACAUGGCUCAAACGGGUUCUCUCUCUUCUGAAAUGGAGACACUGAACCAUGUUCUAUCACUAGUGGAGGCGUUCAGAGCUUUCGAUGUGGACAACGAUGGACGCAUAACACAGGCAGAGCUAGGAGGAAUCAUGGGGUCACUUGGGUUCAAUACUAGUGAGCAAGAAGUGAGGGCAAUGAUGCAACAAGGUGACAAGAACAAAGAUGGGUUGCUUAGCAUAAAUGAGUUCUUGGAGCUCAACACUAAGGAUUUGGAGGCUGAAAAUCUUGCAAACAUCCUCAGCACAGCAAUUGAAGUACUGGAUGAAGAUGGGAACGAAAUUUUGACUGGGCCAGAGUUACAUGAGGUCAUGGAAAAUUUGGGCCUAGACUUGUCGCUUGAAAAUUGUCAACAUCUUGUUACUUCUCUUGAUGCCGAUGGAGAUGGUGCUGUGAGCUUGGAUGAAUUCAGACUCAUAGUUGAUUUCCUCUAAGAAAUUCCUGUGGCGUAUACGCAUAUAAGAUUAUAGAUAUUAAUGUAUAUUCAUAAUUAAUUAAAGAAUAAGCACUAUGACGUGCAAGUUAGUUUAUGUGUAUAUAUAAUGUAUAAUUACAUAAGACAUGGGAAACAUAGGGCACACAAAUCAAGUUUGCGCGUAUAGAUAUAAAGUAGAAAACUCUGUCUUCGCAUAUAAUGUAGAGGGCGUUUUAUGUAUGCAGUAUACACAUAUACAUGGACGAGUGUCAUGGAGAAUAAAGUUAAUGGGAAUACAUUAUUAUUGAAGAAGGUAAAGGUAUUUAAAAGUUUGCCUUCAUUGUUGCCAUGCCCAAUGUAUAUUUGCAUAGUCAACUGCAUACUUUUUAUACUUAUUGUAGUGUGUCAUUAUUAUUAUUUUUUAAGAAAAGAAAAAUCAAAUGAGUAUAAUUUUAUCUUACGAAUUUCUAAAAUACAAUAGUUAACCUCAGCUUUUAAACUGAGUUUA